AUGGGGAGCGACUGGUGCGUGCGUCUAUCUGAGGGACUGAGUCGAUUUUCUGGAAAUGGAGAGCAGGAAUGGGGCGUGCGCCAGACUCUUACGGGGUUUACUGGGAAUAGGUUGGUUCCUGCCAUAUUACCGGUGCCAAAGCUGUACAGAGAACCAGAUAUUGCCUCACUGACAAGCCAGGAACCUAUGAUAUUUUCGCUGACGGCGAGUUCGUGUCAAGUGUCUAGCCUGACAGGCGGGAAGGGAUCCCAACUGGCCAAACUUUUGGCCCUGCGGAGACAGCAACCUGUCGAGGACCACUGCUCUGAUUGCUAAAACGGACAUAUCAGAUCGUCUGAAGGCUGAAAUUGAUGGAAUGGUCGCUGAGAUAUUUGACGAUGCGGAGGGCUCGAAGAUGUACGCCGUGCGCUCUUUAGCUGUCUGUGAGGAUACCUCACUUACCUCAGCUGCCGGCCAGAGGGACACAUUCCCUGGAAUUAACGGCAUGGAAAAGGUAUGUUUUUAAUUGAAAAGGAUAAGGCUCUGACCUAAAAUAUUGCUUUUCUUGGUAAAUGCAGCAUUAACUUCACAACAAUUUCGACCAGAGGCGCACUGGGGAUUUGUC
Molecule: messenger RNA, 604 nt
Organism: Acanthaster planci (crown-of-thorns starfish)
Lineage: Eukaryota; Metazoa; Echinodermata; Asteroidea; Valvatida; Acanthasteridae
Biological process (GO): phosphorylation
Molecular function (GO): ATP binding; kinase activity
Source: RefSeq, a predicted model, not a curated record